Messenger RNA from Ictalurus punctatus (channel catfish), 1391 nucleotides. It is a transcript of the gene rprma, whose product is annotated as reprimo, TP53 dependent G2 arrest mediator candidate a. Lineage: Eukaryota; Metazoa; Chordata; Actinopteri; Siluriformes; Ictaluridae. The transcript has a single exon. The record is from RefSeq and is a predicted model, not a curated record. Bases 452 to 775 code for a protein of 107 amino acids.
GUGAUCCUGUCGAGUGUGAUGAAACGGAAAGCUGGGGCCCACCUACAAGUUGCCUGUCGUGAUUUCGCUCUAGGUGGCGCCAUUUGGCACGAGUCCAGGCAUCGACGGGUUCGUGUGUGUGUGUGUGUGUGUGUGUGUGUGUGCUCGCGCGCGCGUGCGUGCGCCAUCUCCACCAUAAAUGGUUCUCCCCAGAAGGUACAAUAUCCCAUUGCCUGUGUGCACCGAGUGCGCGCUGCCUCAUUACUUCCGUUUUUGUCACGCAGUCACGGGAUGUUGUGUGAAAAGCAGCACCGUCUCUGGAGCUCCUCUCCCUGCACACUUCUUCCCACUUCUGAUCCAGUUUCCUACUUGAAGAACUAAAAUAAGACUCUUUGGACGCAUUGAAUACUCUCCUUUUUUUCUUUUUUCUUUUUUUUUUUGCAACUGAGCACCUGUGUGCCGAAUAAAGGAAAUGACAAUGAACGGCACGGCGUUUAACCAAACGGACGGCGGUAUUUUCUCCAACCGGACUGAGGAGAUCUUGUCGUGUUGUAACUUCUCGUCGGUGGUGACGGAUGACGGCUUCGCGGCAGCGGCACCGGACGAUGAGCGCAGCCUCUUCAUCAUGAGAGCGGUGCAGAUCGCCGUGAUGUGCGUGCUGUCUCUCACCGUGGUGUUCGGCAUCUUCUUUCUCGGCUGCAACCUUCUCAUCAAGUCCGAGGGGAUGAUUAACUUUUUGGUGACGGAUCGGCGACCGAGCAAAGAAGUGGAAGCUGUUAUAGUGAGCGUGUAUUAGCGCGUUCCAUGGUUACAAGACUAAAAAGGUUUUCUUUCCAGUAAAUGCAAGUGAACUUGCGUCCAAAACGCGUACUAACGUAUAACACAGCUUAGUAUGCGCUUUCACACGCGACCUUUCCAAGUUCCUCUUCAGCCAAAGUGAAUGUUAAGUGAACAUACUGCAGAGUUUAUGUGCACACCACUGAAGAAGGUCGGACCUACCACCUGAACUGUCAUAUUUAUGUUAUGAUACAAGUCCCAUCUAUUUACCGAAAGUGUUUCUUUGCGCACGAAUGAGUGUUGGGAUACAUUGUGUGUGUGUGUGUGUGUGUGUGUGUGUUGUCUGCAGCAAGCCGUGCGCACUUCUGAGUUGAUUUUUUUUAAUGAACACACUAUAUGACAUGUUUUUUUGUAAAACUGCACGGAUGUGCGUUUGUUUAAAUUGAUAGGCUACAUAUAAUGUUUCAACGUUUAAAGGAAUAAAAUAAAAUUUAAAAAAAACGAAUAAUGUACACAAAAAUUGUUUCCUCCAGAAUUUUUAUGAGUUUACCUGUAGCAGUGUCUUGGGUUACAAGCCACAUUUUGUUGCAUUAUAAAAAAAAAAAUUAAAAAAAAUGUUGUUUUUUUUUACUUGA